Molecule: messenger RNA, 1401 nt
Organism: Sungouiella intermedia
Lineage: Eukaryota; Fungi; Ascomycota; Pichiomycetes; Serinales; Metschnikowiaceae
Source: the annotation of a GenBank genome assembly
AUGGCAGACCCACAAAAGUCUCCACCGGCUGUCCAGGAAUUGCCCAAGCUCACCGUUACUAAUGUAAUUAAGGACAUUUAUGAGGGAGUCAACAAUUUCAUUUUCAACCUGAACAUGAAUAGGUUGGUGGUGCCUCUUGUGAUAUCUUUGGCAUCGAUUCUUACUAAGAUAGUCAUCGCUAAGGUCAAAUACACAGAAAUCGACUUCUCCACAUACAUGCAACAGAUUGAGUUGGUUAAUGCUGGUGCUCUCGAUUAUUCAUUGAUCGCUGGUGAUACUGGUCCAAUCGUGUAUCCGGCUGGGUAUGUUCAAGUCUACCAAUUUCUCUUCUGGUUGACCGACGGCGGUGUCAACUUGAGAAUUGCCCAAGCUUUCUUUGGCUAUUUGUUCACUGUUACCGUUAUGAUGAGUUGUGUGGUCUACACAAUGGUGGAUGGCAUUCCUCCAUGGACUCUUUAUCUCUUACUUGCGAGCAGAAGAUUGGUAUCGAUUUAUGUCUUGCGUAUGUUUAACGACUGCUUCACCACAUUGGCUAUGAUUUCAGUAAUCUUAUUGCUUCAGCAAGGCUCGUACUGGUCUUCCAGACUUUCUGACUUCCACAUGACACUAUUGUGUGGAGUCGCAGCUGACGUCUACAGUAUGGCUAUACUGGUUAAGAUGAACGCAAUCUUAUACCUUCCAGCGUUUGUGGUGGUAGUUUACUUUUUGGUUGGUGAACGUUUCUUCCGCCUUUUGGCUGUUCUCACUGUAAUUCCAGUUGUUCAAGUCAUGAUAGGUUGGAGAUUCCUCUUGCCCUUGUUCUGGGAUGAAGAGGCUCGUUACUUGAGAUGGACAUACCUCUCCAAAGCAUUUGAUUUCUCCAGAAAAUUUCUCUACAAGUGGACGGUGAACUGGAAGUUUGUACCCGAGGAAACCUUUUUAUCAGACGAGUUUGGAAUUGCGCUUAUCGCAGGUCACUUGGUGGUUCUUUUAUUCUUUACCUUGACAAGAUUCGUAUCCCCAAAGAUCACUGGUAAGCCCAUUCUUCAAUUGGUUAAAGAUGUUUUCAACCCAUCUAAGACGAUCUCCAACAAGAAUCUACUUUUGGACGUUACUAAUGGCCCCAAGUUGAUCCUUCUCAUCUUCACCACAACCAACUUGAUUGGCGUAUUGUUUGCCAGAUCUUUACACUACCAAUUCCUUUCAUGGUAUUGCUGGCUGUUGCCCUUCCUCCUCUACGCAUCGGGUACCAAUGUCGUAUUGGCUGUGGCAACCUUCCUCUUCCAUGAGUGGUGCUGGAACGUGUUUCCGGCCACACAGCAAAGUUCACAAGUUCUCGUGAUGAUCUUGGUCACUACUCUCUUUACAGUUUGGGCUAACGUAUCAUUUUGGUUUGGAGAGGAGAAGGAAAAGACAGAAUAA